GGGGAGGGGAGGCCAGAGCCUGGCAGCGCAGACACACACAUACACACAGACCGAGUUCCAGGCCUUCGGCGCAGCCGCUCUGAGAACUAUUUGAUGGAAGAGCACGUAGUGACUCAGAAUCACGAACACAUGACCACUAUUGAGGCCCACGCGGUUGCUCAGCAGGUCCAGCAAGUGCACGUGGCCACGUACACAGACCACGGUGUCCUGAGCGCUGACGAUGACUCCCCUUCGUCCCCCGAGGAAACCUCCUAUGAUGACUCUGAUAUCCUAAAUUCAACAGUCACAGAUGAAGUUACUGCCCACCUGGCCGCAGCAGGGCCAGUGGGAAUGGCGGCUGCGGCUGCCGUAGCAACAGGCAAGAAGCGGAAACGACCCCACGCCUUCGAGUCUAACCCCUCAAUACGCAAAAGGCAGCAGACUCGCCUGCUAAGAAAACUACGAGCCACGUUAGACGAGUACACAACCAGAGUGGGGCAACAGGCGAUCGUUCUGUGCACCUCUCCCUCCAAACCCAAUCCCGUUUUCAAAGUGUUUGGCGCUGCUCCUCUUGAGAACGUGGUCCGCAAAUAUAAAAGCAUGAUCCUGGAAGACCUGGAGUCGGCGCUGGCAGAACAUGCACCUGCGCCACUGGAGCUUAAUUCCGAGCUUCCACCUCUCACCAUUGAUGGAAUCCCAGUCUCUGUGGAUAAGAUGACUCAGGCUCAGCUCCGAGCUUUCAUUCCUGAGAUGCUGAAAUACUCCACGGGCCGAGGGAAGCCUGGCUGGGGGAAGGAGAGCUGCCGGCCUAUCUGGUGGCCUGAAGACAUCCCAUGGGCCAACGUUCGCAGUGACGUACGCUCGGAGGAACAAAAACAACGGGUUUCAUGGACACAGGCCCUGAGGACGAUUGUCAAGAACUGUUACAAGCAGCACGGCAGAGAGGACUUGCUGUAUGCGUUUGAGGAUCAGCAAACUCAGACACAAACGCACAUUGCUCACCUCGUCCCCUCUCAGACAGUGGUACAGACUAUCAGCAACCCCGAUGGCACGGUUUCCCUCAUUCAGGUUGGCACAGGUGCAACAGUAGCGACUCUGGCUGAUGCGUCUGAACUCCCUGGAACGGUGACUGUUGCUCAGGUGAACUACUCCACUGUCCAGGAUGGAGAGGUCGAACAGAACUGGGCCACGUUGCAGAGUGGGGAGAUGUCGAUCCAGACGACACAGGCCUCGGAAGCUACGCAGGCAGUGGCCUCUCUGGCAGAGGCUGCAGUCGCCGCAUCCCAGGAGAUGCAGCAGGGAGCGACUGUAACCAUGGCGCUGAACAGUGAGGCUGCCGCCCACGCUGUAGCCACUCUUGCAGAAGCCACCCUGCAGGGCGGAGGGCAGAUUGUUCUGUCGGGAGAGACAGCGGCUGCUGUAGGAGCACUAACUGGUGUCCAGGACGCUAAUGAGACCUCUUACCUGCCUGCUACAGUUCCGUGCACAGAGAAUUCCAGAAGGCCAUUGUGCGUAAUGAACUGGAGCCAAGGUUUGGUUCAGAUCCCAGUGAGUAUGUACCAGACAGUUGUGACAAGCCUGGCCCAGGGUAACAGGCCCGUGCAGGUUGCAAUGGCUCCCGUCACCACUCGGAUGACAGAUAUCCAAACGACUGGGGUGACUGUGGAAGGGCAGGCAGUGGACGUGGUGACGUUGGAAUAGCGGUGACCUCACUGGAACACAAUGCAACCUUCCUGUCCUGCAGAAAGAAGUCCGACGGUGCAGUAGCGCAAUCAGGUGUCAUUGAACAUUAGCGGAUAUCUGUGUAGGCUGCAAGGGUGGGGGAGAAGGGCAGAUUUUGUUUUUGUUUUGGAGGAAAAUGAUAGAAGGACUUCUCCAUCUCUUGUAUUGGAGAGAUUUCAGACUCUUGUAUUUACUGUUUUAUAUUGGGGGGAGGGGGAAGGGGGGAAUGCGGGAGAAUCCAAACCUAUUUGUACACGUUUCUCUGUAUUUAUACACAAAAAGUGUUUGUGUCUGUAACUGGAGAUGAGUCUGGCUUAAGUGGUCUUGACAAGGAUUUUCUUAUCUGGUUGCGAGGAUCGUACACUGGGUUUCUCCGCAUUAUACCAUCUAAUAAAAGUUGAUGCAGGACGUCUAGUCAAAUCAGAAGCUAAUGUCCAGCUGCUGUGGCAAUUUUGACUUUAUUCCUCUUUUGAGUUAAGUAGAAUUUUACAGGAGUAAAUAGUUCGUCACACAUAUUGAGACUGUACAAACACCCAUUGGAACAAGUGUACCCUUGCAUUUCGUAUUGAAAAACUGGAUUAGUCGAACCCGCAGACAUAUCCGCAUGUUGUAGUGGCUGCCAUUUUGUUAAUGCAUCAUUGGAUGCAAUCAUCCAUUCUUCUA
This is a messenger RNA of Callorhinchus milii (elephant shark), 2364 nucleotides long. RefSeq names its product nuclear respiratory factor 1 (gene nrf1). NCBI's taxonomy places the organism in Eukaryota, Metazoa, Chordata, Chondrichthyes, Chimaeriformes, Callorhinchidae. Bases 94 to 1680 code for a protein of 528 amino acids. The record is from RefSeq and is a predicted model, not a curated record. The transcript has 12 exons. Gene Ontology annotation, cellular component: nucleus. Gene Ontology annotation, molecular function: DNA-binding transcription factor activity, RNA polymerase II-specific; RNA polymerase II cis-regulatory region sequence-specific DNA binding. Gene Ontology annotation, biological process: regulation of transcription by RNA polymerase II.